CGCUGCCUGUCAGGAAGUGAAAAGCAGCAAGGAUAUUUAAGCACCAACGCGUUUAUUUUUCAUUGUUGCACAAGAAAACAGCGACUUCUCCUAUUUCAACGAGUCCGGGCAUUAUAUUUGCCUUGUAAAGUUUUACUAGUUUCGGUGAGAAGAUGUCUGGCACAUAAUACAGCUGCUGAGUAUGGAUCCUGGACAGCAACUGCCUCGCUCUGAUGCCACGUUCCAGGCCAUGGCAGAAAACUAUCCAUGGGAUCUUCGAUACCAACUUAUUGGCCUUGGUUUUGUCUUUUACGCAUCCGUCUUCCUCCUUACUCACCUCCUGUGUACAUCACUGUCCUCCACCUACAAUGCACUGCAAGCCAAAGAGAAAGUUUUCUGGAACCUUGCAGCCACACGUGCAGUGUUUGGAAUCCAGAGUUCAGUAGCUGGUCUCAGAGCGCUUACUCAGGACUCUGAGCUGAGCAGAGACAUAGGGACUGGGCAAGAAGACUGGUCGUGGUUCAUUAUCCUCACAGCCACAGGGUUCUUUGUCUUCGAGAAUGCAGCAUUUCACACCUACAGUUUGGUGUUUCGGUCACUUGACCUUCCCCUGGCAACUCAUCAUUUCUUCGCCCUGGCAGGAUACGGAAUGGCAGUGACGUCAAAUUCCAGUGGCCACUUUGUGCCAGUAGUGGUGCUACUACUGGAGAUGAGCACACCAUUCACCUGCAUAUCAUGGAUGCUGCUGAAGGCCGGAUGGGCAAGCAGUCUUUUUUGGAAAGCCAACCAAUGGGUGAUGAUCCACAUGUUCCAUUGUCGCAUGGUCCUCACCUAUUACCUUUGGUGGGUAAGCUAUAACAAUCGGGGAGAAAUCAGCACCCACUUUCCCCUGGCCUUGCGGCUCAUCUUUUUCAUCGGACUGGCUCUGCUCACCGUUAUCAUUAAUCCAUUUUGGACCUACAAGAAGACAAUGCAACUGUUCAACCCUGUAGACUGGAACUUUGGCAAUAAGCCAGCACCUGGAACCAAACCCAUGGCUGAUUUUUCUUGCAAACCCCACGUUGAUUGAGGACAAGGGGAAAUAUUUGUUACCUCAUUUUAUAAAAGGCCCAUUUAUAUUUCAGGAUGACCUCACCAUUAUUUUUUUCAGCAAAUGUUUCCUAUUUAUUUAUAUACACUUGCUAAAGUAAAUUAUGACACCAUUACCUAGACUCACAGCAGAAGCACAGCUGUACAACCGAUUUUUCUCUCCAUACUAGGCCUGAACGGCCAGCAGUCUUUUUUUUUUUUGUGUGUGAAGUCAACCAUUGACUGGUGCUCCACAUGUUCCACUGUCACAUGGUCCACAGACUACCUGCACAGGUAAGCUGUAACAAUUGGGGAGAAAUGAGUAAUGACUUCCCCUGGCAUCGAGCCUUAUCCUUUUCAUCAGCUUUGCUCUGUUCAUUAUUAUUAUCAUUCAUCCAUUUUUCACUUACCGGAGACCACGCGAGUGUUCAACUCUACCGACUGGAAUUUUUUAGCAAUACGAUGACACCUGGAAACAAAACUAUUGAGAUCAGGCUGAUGUUGCUUUUAAAACCCAUGCAACCUGAGAAAGAAAAAAUGGCUACCUCAUUUUACAGUUGGUCAAUUAACACUGUAGGUUGACCUAAGCAUUUUUGAAAAAGCUAACUGAAUCCCUCGACCAUUAUAUGACAAUGCUGUGACUCAACUUCGACUUUAAAUUAGUGACGCACAGAAAAUUGAGAGCUGAAAAUGACCCAAGAGUACAUUUUCAGAACGGGUUGUGAAACUGCAACCUUAAGUGAUUAAAGCAUGCACAUUGGGCAUGCUAAGCGGUUGGCGUAGGUAUUGAAAGCGUUUUUUUUUUUUUUUUUUUGUCAGUGUUUGGCCUUAGGUUCCUCAAUGUUGGUUUUGGCCUAGAAUUCUGUUCAUCUCUCCUUGAAAUCCUCCAUAUCCACUUGUAACACACAUUUGUGUUUUUAAAGAUGGUAAUCUAUUGCAGUUGUGCAAUAGAUAGAUGCAGUUGUGAGGAGCAAGUUGACAAAAAGUAUGAACAUGGAAAUGUUUUUUUUUUAUUUAAUUUUUUUAUGCAGUGUAAGUGUUAAUUAGAAACCGUGCUUUUAAUGGGCAAUGUACUGUAUGUUGAGCUCUUUAGUUAUUUAGCUUUUGGAAAUAACAUAUUUACUGUUAUGAAAUAUUGAGUGGUUACAAAUGUACCCAAAAAUAUAAUCUUUCUGAAGAUGUGAGGGGUAAAACCUGAGAACAACAUAUAACAAUCCAGUACUUUGACAGCAUUGAUGUUACCUACAGUAAUUUAUUAAACUUAUUGUAGCCUCUCACCACAUCUUAGAUAACUGAGUCCUAACCAGAUUGGGCAACAUUUGAAUGAUGCAUUACAAAAGCAAAACAAAUUCUUGCUUGGAAUAUUAUCUGUAUAAUUAAGCACAGUGUUAAUGUUUAUCAUUGCACAACAUUACCAGUUUAGUGUUUGUGUGUUUGUCUUUCUGCGUUCAAAUUAAAGAGAUGUAAUUUGACAAAACUAAACGAGAGUUGAUGCAAAAUGACCACAAAGUGUUUUUCAAUACAGGCCUGGUUAGCUUUUGUUAUAACUGUUGUGCACUUAAAAAAGGUCAAGGUCCUGUCAAUGCUAUGUUGUACGAUGUAUUUAUUUUCAACUCCAUGAGCAGAUUGUAGGAAGAAAAAGGGGGUUCCUAUGUAUGUAAAGUGGAUACAGUAGUUCUAAUAACCUGUUUUUUUAUUUACCUUCUUUAUCAUCCAAUUAAUUCACCUCAUAGAUGGAUAGGUCAACCCAGAGCUUCUUUUUGGGUGUUAUCCAGGACAAAAUACAGUUUGGUAUGCGUGCAGUACAUUCAAGAAAACCAUGCACUGUCAAUAACGUGUAAAUUCGCAAAAAAGUAUGUCAAGGAAUUUAUAAUAAAGACCUCUCAGUCAAUAUGUGCUUAAGUGUAGAAAUUACACUACGAGAAUUUAAUGCUGAGGGUAAAAUUUGAGGCUGUAACUUCAGUCAAAUGAAUGUUCUAAUUUUAAAUGAAUUUAAAACUUUUUUUUCACGAUGAAAAUGAAAAACGACCUACUUUAGCAUCUACUUUUACUUUUAUGCAGCUGUAUCGUGAUUUUCGGAACUUACGUGUACACUUAGACUACUUCCACUUUCUUUUACUUUUCAUGUUGACUAUUGUCACAAAUGUAUUUACAUCAAAUGGUGUUGAACUUGCAGUGUUCUUCACAGAGCAUAUGAACACAUUCAGAAAUUGUGUUAAGGGUGAUGAAGAAAGAUUUGCCAGCAAAGUUUGUGCAUUCUGAAUUCACGUGUCACAUUUUGUAUGGUGCAAUGUGUUGGAAUGGAGUUAACAAAUAAAAUUUCUUUUGGCA
Molecule: messenger RNA, 3378 nt
Organism: Corythoichthys intestinalis (scribbled pipefish)
Lineage: Eukaryota; Metazoa; Chordata; Actinopteri; Syngnathiformes; Syngnathidae
Product: protein CLN8-like
Exons: 3
Coding region: 182-1048 (288 amino acids)
Biological process (GO): nervous system development; lipid homeostasis; phospholipid metabolic process
Cellular component (GO): endoplasmic reticulum; membrane
Molecular function (GO): ceramide binding
Source: RefSeq, a predicted model, not a curated record